Diorhabda sublineata is the source of this 2421-nucleotide messenger RNA. Its product is annotated as proton channel OtopLc-like. The record is from RefSeq and is a predicted model, not a curated record. Gene Ontology annotation, molecular function: proton channel activity. Gene Ontology annotation, biological process: proton transmembrane transport. Lineage: Eukaryota; Metazoa; Arthropoda; Insecta; Coleoptera; Chrysomelidae. Gene Ontology annotation, cellular component: membrane. The transcript has 12 exons. The coding region runs from base 215 to 2356 and encodes 713 amino acids.
AAGAAAUUUGAUUAUAAUUUAAUGGAAUGUCAAGGGAAUAUCUAGGAGCAGUAAAUUAACUGAUAAUUGAGAAAAAUGAUGUUUUUGAUUUACAACCUAUGAUAAAGUAGCUUACUCCUUAUAUAUCGUGUCAUAAAAUAAUUUGUUGAUAUGUUUUUCUUAUGACACAUUUAGAAACUGUCUAAUUCCAGAAGGAACUUCGCACCGAAAAAUAAUGUCCGGAACAGAGAAUGAAAUUAAAGUUGAAAAUGUUAAUAAAGAAGAAAAAACUGAAGUAUCACCGACAUCCAACCCAGUACAAGUUCGAGAAACAAAGGACAACGUGUCCGUUUGUAGUUCUGAUGUGGUUUCACAUUCAAGAGGAGAAAGACCAGGAUCUAUUCUAUCUGCUACAAUAACUCCAAGUUUCCACGUAACUCAUAGAGAAGCAAAUUCUACGACAAAUCUUCAAACUGGAGUUCCUUCAAAAAAUGGUAUUAAGAAAUCUGAUAGUACGGUCUUACAAUUAAUAUUACCAAGAAAUAACACUUAUCCAAAUACACCUAUUGGGAAUGGCAGUUUCUUUGGAGUUUCAGCACAAAAUUCAUUAGAUGUGAAAGUACCUCAAACACCUUUGUCACAAGGCUCUGAAGCUUUAGGAUCUGUUAUUAGUAUUCCUCAUGCCGAUACACCAACACCGCCUGAGAAAAAGAAAGAAGCUUUUUCUGAUAUAUUGGUAAACACUUGUAGUCUAUUUUACGCUUUGUUCAAUGUAACCGUUGGAUUAGCUUUGAUUGUAGCCGAUGUUAUUGACGGAUCUCAUGAACAAUCGGAGAUGUUCAGCUUAUUACUAGUAUCAAUUUCUUGUAUAUUCAUUUCAUAUUUGAUCGCUGAUAUUUCGUGGUUUGCCUAUAAACAACAAAAAUUGCAACAAGAGAUCGAUAAAAGAAUGGCGGAUAACAAUGUAGACGUUACUGAAUUACCAGGUGGAGAUUUCCAAUAUAAUUUUAUUAUACCUGAUGUUGUGAUGUUGAAAAACAAGUUGAGGCACGAUUACUGCUUCAAUUACGAUAGACACAGUACGAAUUUUUAUCUGAAAAUUGGCGCAGCUGCUUUUUGCCUGGGGCAUCUCAUACAUCUUGGGUUAUCGGCUGGUUAUCAACUUGUUUAUUUAUUCAGUGAUGAUGCGGAAAUUUACGAUUGCGUUUCAGAUUACUUAGUGGCUAUCAACUUCGUUUAUCCAUUUUACUCGUUUUUGAUGUUGUUUUUCAUUUUCAAAUACUCUAAUGUAAUUAUAAAUAAAUCAACUGUAUUGUGUCGUUUUGGCAUCAUGCAUUGCUUGUCGUCAAGUAUAUGUUUUUGGCUAUGGACUAUCGCCAGGGAGGUUUUAGAAGCCCUUAGUUCAAAAGAAACUAGCACCGAAACAACAACUACAAAUUCUGUUGAAGAUCCGGUUAUGACAUUUCGUAGAUUCACGCAAGUUUGUGAUUAUUCGGGAACUUGGAAAAAUAUAUUUAAUAUAUUUUCACCAUAUUUGUAUCCCUUUAGCGUGGAAUUCAGUAUUCUAAUUGUUGGCGUACUCUAUUUAGUAUGGAGUAAUAUAAAAAAAUGUCACUCUGAAAACGACAGCGAGGAUAACUCUACAUUAAAAUGUAAAAAACCAAUCGAAAACAUUGACAAUGGAAGAGGAAAUACAGUAAUUUAUGCCAAUUGUCAUGCUAGCAACAAGGGAUUGUUUGGUGGUUUUGCAAUCUUGCUACUAACAAUAAUUAGCUGCAUAUUAUUUUUCUCGUUUAUUUAUGCCAGUACCGAGAAUUCAGAAAAUGGAUUAAUGGUUAACAGGAUAACAGCAAUUAUAAUUUUGAGCACAAUGCUUAUUGCAUCUCUUGUGGCUUAUAAACAAAUAACCAAACUGGAUCUUAAUUCGGUUCAUCAUAAUCUACUAGAUGACAUAUUGUUGUUUAUAUGCAUUCCUGCGUUUUUUCUGAACGGUAUCUUUACCAUUAUUCCUGCUAUUGUUAAUAUCAACGUGUGGAUGUUGGUUUCAAUUCCACUUGAGAUCGUUCAAGUUCUAGUUCAAACCGUUUUUAUGUUGGACGGUGUGAGACGUUCAAGCAACACGAAGAGACUUCGAAUGAUUAAACCUGGCAGAGAAUUAGUUACCUUCUUAAUAAUUGCUAAUGUUUCGCUAUGGUUAUUUAGCACUUUUGAAGUUAAAGCCCACGGACUUGAAGACCAUAGAUACGAUUACUUUGGAAAAGAAUUAUGGACUAUCUUAGGACAUAUGUGUUUACCUUUAAUGAUGUUUUACAGAUUCCAUUCGUCUGUUUGUUUGUGCGAUAUUUGGAAGUUUGCUUAUGAACCGUCAGGACACUAACAGAGUUAUAAUUUUCUCAAUGUUUCAAGAUUGAAUUUAAUGAAAAAUAAAUAAUCGAAUCAUGA